Molecule: messenger RNA, 443 nt
Organism: Meloidogyne enterolobii
Lineage: Eukaryota; Metazoa; Nematoda; Chromadorea; Rhabditida; Meloidogynidae
Source: the annotation of a GenBank genome assembly
AUGGACAAAUCGAAUAUUCGAUCGAAUAAAUUCGAUUAUAUUUUUCCGACCUGUUCGACUUUGAAUUCGAUUUUUUUGCCUUUUCUCCAGUCUAGAGAUGAAUUCAAGGUGAGAUUCAAAUUCACCUCUAUACUCAAACAAUCCCCUCUUUAAUCUUUUGUUUGCCCUCACGUUUAAACAGCCCCUCCUUUCUCUCCUUUUUAAAAGCUUGCUCUCAUUAUUACCAACCUCUACCAACCAGUCAAUCUGUCUCCAAACAAAUAUUAUUCGUCUUUCCUAACAAAAAAUUUCAAUUUCUCUACCUUCCCUCUUGUUUCUAUACAGUCUCUUUUCAGUUUAAAACAUUUCCCCCCAAAUUUUUCCUCUCAAUUUUUCCCCUAUUCUCGAAGCUGCCACUCACAUCGACGUCCGUUUUGUUCUCGCUUCAAAUAACACACACACAA